This is a messenger RNA of Dunckerocampus dactyliophorus (ringed pipefish), 6498 nucleotides long. It is a transcript of the gene clcf1, whose product is annotated as cardiotrophin-like cytokine factor 1. The transcript has 3 exons. The coding region runs from base 496 to 1755 and encodes 419 amino acids. Lineage: Eukaryota; Metazoa; Chordata; Actinopteri; Syngnathiformes; Syngnathidae. The record is from RefSeq and is a predicted model, not a curated record.
UAGACAUGAAACGGCCGCAGUCGCUGUGGAUUGAGGCUGAUGAUGGUGAGCUCACAGAGACAGAGAUGAGUUGAGACAAGUCCCGUGGUCGAGCCGGUGUGAUGCGUCAAGCCGCUGAAUCAGCCACGAGGAUUUCCAAAAAAAAAAAGAAAAAGAAAGAAGAGAGGAUGGAAAAGAGGGGAGGAAAGUAGAGGAGAAGGGAGGAGGUGGAGGAGGAGGGUACAAAAAGCCUUCGCCUUCUUUUUGAGUGUGUCACACAUUUAAGACCACACAAGUGAAAGGAGAGAGGCUCCAUCCUCAGGGACACCUUCUUGAAAGCAUCACCUGCUUCAUCACUUUGCUGUUGAUCCAAAGGACUAAAAAGACAGAGGACACAUUUAAGGGCUCGCCUCAGCCUUUACAUGAACUUCUGAGAGAGCGAGAGAGAGAGAGAGAGAGAGAGAGAGAGAGAGAGAGAGAGAGCAUUGAAAGGAAAUAAAAGGAUUUUGAAGGAAAAUGACAUUUUGCAGAGUCCCUCAUAUCCACCUUGUCUUCCUGUUGGUUGUUGCCAUGGCAACAGCUGUAAAUUCAUCCCACAGCCUGACCAGUGAGAGGAGCUCAAUCGAGAGCACGUAUGAGCUGACCAAAUAUCUGGAGUAUCAGCUCAAGGAGAUCAAAGAUGUCUAUUUAACGUACCUGGGCCCACCGUUCAAUGAGAAAGACUUUUCCCCUCCGAGACCCAAUAGCACCGCUCUCUCCUUGCCCAGCGCUGCCACCCGCCUAGAACUGUGGCACGGCCUGGAGAACCAAGCCCGGCUGGCCCAGAACCAGAGGGCCUACUCCGUCCUGUUGGCGGCUGUGAGGGAGCUGGCCCGCUCAACCCUCUGCCCCUCCCUUAAGAUCUCCCUGCUGCACUUCUGCACAGGGCUGGAUGGGCUUCUGGGGUCAAUAUCGGCGCUGAUGACCACCCUGGGUUACGCCCUUCCUCCUUCAUCAAACCCUGGCGACGAGUACCAUCAGAUGGGGUCAGGGAGAGACCACCCGGCUGCGCUCAUCAGCAAGAGCUCAUACAGGUCCAGAACCAGGAUGAGGACAGAAAGACGAAGCGGUGCGAGGGAGGCCCGAGGGGAGAGGGAGGGCGACCUCAGUGUGGAUAUGAAGAGAACGAAAGCAGGGAGGCGAGUGGAGGUGGCCGCAGCUGGAGGAAGGAGCGGCGGAUCCAGGGACAAGGCAAGAGGAGACAGGAGGAGGAGGGGGAGGCGGGAGGAACCAGAGACCUGGAGUCUGGAAGAAGAGGAAGAAGUGGGUGGGAUGGCGAGAUGGGGGAGGAGGCGCUUGUUGAGCAUCAGAGAGGAUAAAGAGGAAGGAGAGCGCUUGAUCAUGGCCUCUCAGGAAGUUAGCAGGGAAGGAUACAGCUACAACUUCCAGCACAUGGACACACUUAGAAAGGAGGAUGGUGUCAUUGUGGAUGGGAGAAGGAGCCUUUUGCUCUCCUCAUCUCACCACCAGCACCGGCCUCCUCGCUCCCUCCUCUUCACCCCGACACUCCAACCGCCUCCAUCCUCCCUCUCCCUGCUCUACCGGGAGGACCACGCCCUGCUGACCACACCCUCCACGCUCAUCUCCUCCUCCACCUCGGUGCUCCUCUCCGUGCGGCCGACUAUGAAUGACUUUGCCCGGAAGGUGGAAGGGUUUUGGAUACUGCGCGAGCUGCAGAGCUGGUUGUGGCGAUCGGCAAAGGACUUUAACCGCCUCAAGAGGAGACUCCGAGGCUGAGAAAACACACACAUUGACAGUUUUUGCACUCGGGAUGGGCGUUUUACUACAUUUCCUUCAUUGACUAUGUCAAUUAAUCUGCUCUUUUUUAUGAAAUUCAUUUUGUGAAUGUUCGGAACUCCCAUUUCCAUGAUAGUGUUGUAUUCUAUUGUAUUAAUGUGGUCUGGAGGAGUACCACAGUGGAGGUCUGCAUGUAUGUAAGCCUGAUCAGAGCUCAUGUUGGGCUCCUUCUAGACCGCAAACUAACGAGACUGACUCAACAGCGCCCCUGAUGGGUGCAAUCAAGUACAGUAGUGCACUCCAAUUUGCUUCAAUUAAUCAAUUAAUUGGUGCCCAUCCCUAAUUUGCACUUUCUCACAUGUUAAGCCUCAUAUGGAAGUGGGAGCGCGAUCAGUAUUUGGCAGACAUUAGCACACACACGGUCGCUGGUCCACUGCUCACAGCCACAUACACACACCCACUGAGGUUAGCUUGGUUUACCGGACUUCACAGCUCAUAGAUCAGCAGAAAUACUGCUGCAGGUGGCUAGACAGACACACACACCGCACACACACACACACACACACACACACACACACACGCACACACACACCCCCACACACAUACACACACACACGGCUGAGUGACAGACAGUGCAGCCAUUGAGCGACAAACUGAUUCAGGACCACAAAUCGGGUGAAUCAGUAAACAUUCAUCAGAAAUGUUAUGAAUGGAACAGACACAAAAACGCCGGAAGGGUGAAGAGCUCGCAGACGAAAGACGCCGGAGGGGAGAGGAAGACGACAUGAGUCAGUGGACGGGCGCUGGAAAGAAAGGGCAGUGUGAGGGGGGGUAAUGCUGAGUAAGCACAAGUCGGCCGGUCAGUUACAGUAACUGUACAACAGCACUACACACAUUAGCAGACUGUGGUAUUUGCGCGCACACACACACACACACACACACACACACACACACACACACACACACACACACACACACACGCACACGCACACGCACACACACAUAUACACACACUUAAAGUGGAACUUCAAAGGUCGAACACUACUGUCCACCGUUUUAAUUUCCCACAGCAAACAUUUUGCAUUUCCAAAAUAAGAUAACGACUGUUCAAAUGCAGUUAUUGAUGACUGAAAGGUGAGCUGCUUCACGUAAAGUUAAAGACAGUCCAUUAUGUUCAUUAUCAUUGUCGACGUAGAGAGUGUGUACCGCUUUCCUACCGAUAUCAGUAUUUUACAGUUCCUAUUCUAUGUUCAUUUUUCACAAGAAUACUCCUAAGUGUACGACUGCCAGGGUGUUUGACUUUUGAGGUUCCACUCUACUUUGGUAUCGGACGGCCUUGACACACCGUUCACUCACUUUGUCUUCAUUUGUGUUUUAAAGAAGGGCUUUUCAAAGUGUGAAGGACUCUGCAAAAAUAAGGACCAAGGGUGUCCAAAGUGCGGCCCACGGCACAAUGUAGAAAUAAAACUUAAAAAAACAACAACAAGCGGUGGCAGUCUCAUGUGUCCCUGCAGUGAUCUCGUAGCCUGCCAUUACAGCUGAGCAAUGUGUCGCAAAGAAAGAACUAGAAAAGCACUCCGUGAGUGCAGACCUUCGGCAAGCGCCACAGUUCCCCCCAUAUUGUGAUUUACACCAAUACUAUUUGUCCUAUAUUUAUUUAGAUUCCUUGACCAUGAAAACAUACCAUUGAUGAAAAUUCCAAAGGUCUUCUAUUUUUUCAUAUUCUGGAUCAGAGUAUCUAGAAUUAUUCCAUUAUCUGGAUCAGUGUUUGAUAUUUUGUACAACCCGUUGGAAAUUUUGUGUGGAGUUAUAUGCACAAAUGCCAAAAAUGGUCCCAUCUCGCAAUGUUAAAGAAUCCUUCAAAAAAAUUCCUGGAUCCAAACGGUGAUCCGGAUCAGCCCCAAAAUUUAAUCAGCCAUUUUCGACAAUUCCUGAAAAUUUCAUCCAAAUCCAUUCAGAACUUUGCAAGUUAUUCAGAACACAAACAAACAAACAGCCAAACAAACAAACAAAAACAUAAUAAUAGGAGUGUAAAGGUGACUAUAGGGGUGUUAUUUCAUGUCUACAGGCCUCUAAUGGUAAAAAUUGUAUUUAGAAAGUCAUAAACAGGUUUUCUAUGCUCUAACUAGAAAAUAUUCCAUUUGUUAAUACCGAAUCCUACUAAUUCACUUAUCGUGGUUAGGUCUGUUACCAAGUCAUCGCGAUAAAAGAGGGACGAUUGUAUAACGUUUUUCAGCCUGUCUACCCUUUGUGGAAAAAGUUUGGACAUCCUUGCAAUAGUGGAGGGGGCACCACACAGCACAAUACCGCUUUCCUAAUUAACAUCAUAAUUGCAUGUAAAUCAUUUUUUUAAAUUUAUUUUUUUCUUUUUGUUAAUUUGUUUGCCUUUUAACUCUGCUGAAAUUAGAUUAGGAGCUUCAAAAGGUUUUUCUCUGUCACCGCCAAAGUCCUCGGACGUUGCUGUUUCAAAAGGACAAAUUCCUCAUGAAGAACAUAACUGCUUAUAAAUUAUGAAGCCGUCCAAAGUGUUCUCAUGAGAACUUAGUGGGAAACUAACACAAAAGUUCCAACUAUUUUCCUGCAACGUGAGCAAAACCCCUGCAGUGAUGCACAGAAAAAGGUUCAAAAAGUCCAACAUGUCCAGCACGCAUAUAAAAGAUGAGAUUUUGCCAUAAAAAUGCUCGACUUGUAGCAUCAAUAAUUUGAAAACGUGUAGGGGUCAGGGUAAUGGUUUAGAGAUAUUUUUACCUCAAUUCUUGUUAAUAUUUCAAUGUUAUCAAACAGCGCAAACAACUUGCCACUCAGGAUGAACUCCAAACUUGGUCAUAUUUCAUUUUGUCAGAUCAUACAUGAGAAACAAUGAUGAAUAUGUGCUUUCAUUGCACAUAUAAACUGCACCUUUGCAAACACAUGUCAGCCAGAGGAGCAAAAACAUGAUGCAGCAUGAUGGAGGUUAUAUCUAAUACGUGAGCAGGAGAAACUUGAUGCGCUGCUAUAAAUCUUCACCAUAGGUAUCUUUGACGAGGUUAUUGAUAACCACUCUUCUCACCCAUAAAUCCACUCUCACAGCACCAUGCGUGUGUGUGUGUUUUGUUGGCUUCACUUCAUAUUGUUUUUGGGCCAACUCAUACGUACUGCUAGUAUAGGGGAUAGUUUACAAGAGGAGCUUCAUGCACUCUUAUGUACUGGAAAAAGAAAACACAGCUUGGGUUUUGGAGAGGGUUGGCGCCAGGGAUUAGUGUGCAGGAGGUGGGGUUUGAUGCAGAAAGGACGCAGACCUUGCCCUCAGGAGCUGGCAUGGUAACACGCAUCUAAGCAUACAGCUCCUCUGUUUGUGGUUUGUGUUGCACAUGUGAAAGUGAUUAUUUAUGGCUUUUUGGUUUGUUUUUAACAAAAACUCACAAGUGGCUUGAUUUAUUUUUUUUGUUCUAGAAAGAAUCUAUUGUUUUGCUUUUGCCAUGUGCCUUAAUAAUGUACUUACAGGUUGUAAUACAGUACAGUGCAAAAGUCUGAUGCCAGGAUUAAAUAUGUUGUUUUAGCUUUGCUUUUGUCACAAUAUACUGUAUUAUCACAGUCUCUUUAUUAGAAAUUAACCAGAAAAUUAUAAAAUUCCUACUUUACUUGUAUUUAAUAUUACAGUCGCCCCUCGCCACAUCGCAGAAUGAACAUCACUCCCUCACUCUACUGCGGUUUUGGCUUAUUACUAGGCCAAAAAUAUUGAAAGACAAGUCAUAUGUAGUAUUCUGGUCAGUAAUGUUACACUGAUGAGACAUUACAUUACCUUAACUUGCAGCCAUGGAUGCACAGUCCGACAUGAUAAGACUGAAAAAAAAGUUGUCCCCCCAUUUCGUGUGGAGAUGGUACGUUUUUGGCUUCUUACUGUGUCCUUCUUCCCCACUCCGUUUGACACACUUUCUUAAGUGUAGAACAAAUAAAUUGGAGGCUAACCAGUUACGUCAGUAGCUUGCUAUAUGCUAAGAGCGGCCGCCGUCUCUCAUGUCCCUGUAGUGAUCCCGUAGCCUGUGCAUUAGUGUUAUAGUAGGUGUAAAGGUGACUAUAGGGGUGUUAUUUCAUGUCUACAGGGCUCUAAUAAUGGUACAAACUGUAUUUAAAAACUCAAACAGGUUUUCUAUGCUCUAACUAUGAAAAUAUUCCAUUUAUUAAUAUUGAAUCCUACUAAAUUCACUUAUCGCAGUCAAGUCAGGAAGCAAUUAACCAUGAUAAAACGAGGGACGACUUGUAUUAUAUAUUUUUGAAAAUAGACACAAUUAAUAAUAAAAAAGAACAAUUAAGGCAUGUAAAGUUGCAAGUCUCUUCAACAUAAUCGUUGCCUAUUUAUUGUUUUACUGUGCGCAACUGACAAAGCUAGCGGUGUCCUAAUACUUUUGCACAGUACUGUAUCUAUAGUAUUUAUUGACAGAGAUGCUUAUUUAUUUUUUAUCCGGUGUGAAAAUACUGUAUCAAGAGAAUAAAUACUAUAGCUUUUGUACAGAAUGUGGUAUUUCUGAUCAUUUCGGAAGGUUUUUUUUUGUUAUUUAGGGAUAGGUGAUAAACACAAUGGGAUAGCCGAAAAGGCGGGGCUCUUAUUUGCCUGUCCGGGUGAAAAUUUACGAUGCUUCCUCUUUCAUCUUUCCCUUUCCCGACUCCCACCGCAUCGUUCCGCCUCCCUCUUCGCUCCCUUUUCUCAUGCCACUAUCUCACGAAGCUCCUCUUCCCACAAAACAUCCCUCUGAACCCGUGACA